Messenger RNA from Sporothrix brasiliensis 5110, 789 nucleotides. RefSeq lists its product as uncharacterized. The transcript has a single exon. The coding region runs from base 1 to 789 and encodes 262 amino acids. Lineage: Eukaryota; Fungi; Ascomycota; Sordariomycetes; Ophiostomatales; Ophiostomataceae. The record is from RefSeq and is a predicted model, not a curated record.
AUGGCUUGUUCAACUCCCACCUCACCCAUCAUUCCCUUUUUCGAGCUCUCCAAUAACUCACCGCAGUCGCUCCGUGCGUCGCGGCAACCGCUCCCAUUUGAAGACGUCCCCAAGGACACUUUUCGCAACCUCCACUCUCGGCGCCGGCGCCGGCAGCAACGACACGCGUUUUCUAUUGGAUAUGGCUCCUCGCAGACGACAUCCUCGUCUACCUCCGACCCCACUCUCAUCGUCCAGUUUCACUCGUUUCCACCGUUUCGCAAGAAUAGCGGCAAGUUCCGGACCUGCGUCACCAGUUUCUUUACACGUGUUGCUCGGCUCGUCCGUGGCGGAACGGCCCUACUCUGGCGGUAUCUUUCAUCUCACUCACGUCCGGACUCUCCCUCCUCAACUCCGCUUCUUUCUUCUUCCCCUUCACCCGUAUCGUCGAAACAACCUGACAACGGCCAUCGAAGGUCUCCAAAUCGUUUUCUCGUCGAUUGGACGCUCGAUAUCGUGGACGAUGACCACAUCGGAGCCUACACCAAGGCCGUCCGUCUACCACAACCGUGUCUCGAUUUCCAGGUCGACACAGUCUUUAACUGCGUCACAUCCAACAUGAUGUUUCCAACACCUGUGCUUGUGCUUCCUCCCGUUAGCUGUGGUAGGUCCUGCUAUAGUGGGCCGAUGAGAUUGUCACCGCCGUCAAAGUUGCGACGGGAGACGGGCUCCAAGUCCUACGCACCGCCUCCCAUGCCCCAUCGCGGUCUGCCAAGCACAUCUAUGGGUCCGGUUGCUUUUGUCGACUGA